CUAGUUUCCCCAUUGUUUUCUUACCUAAGAAGAAACGUCUCUCCCAGAAAUGAUUGGGCGAAGUGAAAUAGACUAUGAAGUUUUUCUUGACUGCACACCCCUUCACAAUUAUGUUCCCAACGACCCCAUUCUAGAAGCUAUGCAAAACCAAAGGAAAAGGCUCAAAUCAUUUGAAGGGAAGAGUAGCCAAGUUGAUGAAGCAUCUGUAAAGCAACGAUUCCAUGCACACCAAACCCCUAGGGAGAACAGGGACAAGGUUCCGGCGGUAGCUUCCGAUCAACUUCUGGUCGCUCAGCCGGAAACUAAGGCGGGUCACAAGGGACGACUACAUGAUGAGCGGCCUUCUUGGUUGCCACCCGACUGGCAUGUGGAGAAGGAAACUCGCUUGCAAGGCAAAAAAGCGGGAUGUCUUGAUUCUUUCUUUGUAGAUCCUAUGGGAAAUCGUUUCAGGUCAAAGAAGAAGGUGCUUAGUUUUUUACAAACAGAAGUCUUACCCAGGAGGACGGCGAACAAGAACCCAAAUCCUGCUAUGACGAAUGGUGGUGGUGAGGGAGGUAGAUGGAAGACGCCUGCCGGCUCAAGCUCCAGGAACCUCGCCAUGGAUGAACCCAGAUUUUGCCGACUUGCCCCAGAAGGUACACUGGGUCCCCACACAUUGGAUGAAAUCGAAUAGCUGGGUUGUUGUAGGAAUUUCAUGAUGAAAUGUUUGGAUGCUUGUAGAAGUAUUGAUACUGAUAAAAUAGGACGGUGAAGUAAAUUUUAGUGGAAGUUCAAUUUUUAGUUUUA
Vitis riparia (riverbank grape) is the source of this 786-nucleotide messenger RNA. RefSeq lists its product as uncharacterized. The record is from RefSeq and is a predicted model, not a curated record. Gene Ontology annotation, molecular function: DNA binding. NCBI's taxonomy places the organism in Eukaryota, Viridiplantae, Streptophyta, Magnoliopsida, Vitales, Vitaceae. The transcript has 3 exons. The coding region runs from base 50 to 673 and encodes 207 amino acids.